UGCUUUUUUUUUUUUUUUUUUUUUUUUUUACAAAUAUUAAGACUCCACCAUAAACUGGAUCCCUUAUGUUUCUCCUGUCUCUAUUAAUAGUUACAUGCCAUUUCUAAUCAAUAAUAUCUCCUUCUAAUAUUCAAACUUCACAGAUUUUUGAAUCAGGUAUUGGAAGUAUUUAAAUUGUUAAAUUUAAAUUCCUAAAAUAAUGAUCUAUGUCAUUUUUUUUUUUUCCAAAAGUGAUUUUGUUAUUUUAGGGAGGUGACAAAAUGUUUCUUUGCUCUUCAGAGAAUUAAAAUUGUUACAGACCAGAAAGACCCAACAUUCAUUUAGAAAUAAUUUUAAAUUAAAUUAAAUCUUUCUAACCCUUAACAAUUGUCAAAAAUUGUUCAAACCACAGUGUCGUUAGGACAAAUGUGUGUCUGCUCUCUCUAACAGGACUUUUUUUUUUUUUUUUUUUUUUUUUUACACAUUUUCUCAUAUUAACAUAAACAUACAACAAUAUAUUUGGAGGAAAUUUUUGGUCGCAGGCUGAAACUAAGUAGUGCAUCAUGGUAAAUCCAGGAACAAUUUGUGAUUACCUUGAAGUCUGUGACUGUAAUGUGACAAAAUGUAAAAGUAAGUGUCAGGGAGAGUGAAUAAUUUUCCAUGUUUAUUUACAUGAUAAAGUCUAAAAACUGUCCCGGUGAAACUCGGGGAUAUAAGAAUAUCUAAAAUCUCACCACCAUCUAGAGACGUUUGCUUCAAAGAUAUUUACCAAAAUUAACUCAAGUGAAUAUAUAUAUAUAUAAUGUUGAACCAAUGUGGUGAAUUAUUUCUCUUACACUUUAUUUCUAUCACACAAAAUGGGUUGUGAAUAGAAAAAGAUGACCUCCACAUUUUUUUGUUUUUUUUGUUUUUUACAUCACCUCAAAGCAACAAACCAGUUGAAUCUUCAACACGAUUCUGGCAACCAAACAUCAGUGAGACUCACCAACUCCUCCAGGAAGAGCAAUUCAGUAUCCAGGCAGAUUUAUUCCAGCCUUUGAAUUGAUGGCUGCAAAAGAAUUGCAGAUUAUUUUUUCUUCUUCAAUUUGAUGCUUUUAGUGGGAGAUUAGUUCAGUCUAUGCAUGUAAUUCACAGUAAUUAUUCAGUAUUGGUAUUGAACACAGUCCAGAUAAAUCAUUAAAUUCCAACACUUGCUACUUGAUAAUACUAGAAAUAACUACAUAAGGAAGUACUGAAGUAUUCAUACACUGGAAAACUUAAUUAUUAAAAAUGACCUUUAAUGAAUUUUAACUUGUUUCUUAAAUUAUAACAUUUCUAAUCUAAUUUAAAUGUUGCUAUAUUUCCUAAGAAGGAACCGACUGGCUUCUCAUGAAAUCUUCUCAUUUUUUUCUUUUAAUCUGUGUGCGAUCGGAGGCGGUCACAGCGCCUCAGCCAGAGCUGACACCUCUCAUUUUGAAGGCCACGUGACAAGCAGGCAGCUGGAUUCGGGUCGCCACGGCGCUCGCUGACAUCACUCGGACAUUGAGCGCCAGCGCCCAAGUCGUGUUGAUGUCAGCGGGGAGAGAAAGCUGCUUUGAGUCGUAUGGCUUCCUCUUUAAACUGUGGCUACCAACAUCGCUUGCAGCGUAACCACACACCGACACCCCCCCCAAUUUCACGCGCACACACACACACACACGUGCGCGUGGUUCGACUGGGGCCUUUUUUAACGCCACAAAAGCAAGGAUGUAUGCGUUUGCAAGUGAGAGUGUGAUAAUAAUAAGAGGCUGCACCUGUUCUGCUCCACGAGGUUGUAACGAGGAAAUAAAAAAUAUACAUAAUUUAAUGAUUGAAACGAAUCAGAUCUUGUUUGCUUUGCACCUGUUCCUGUCUGAGAGCGACGCAGAGCGAGAGUCUGGGUGCUGCAGCCGCGCCUCCUCGCCCUGCCGUGCAUCAGGUGUCUGCAGCAGCAUGAAGUAUCAGCCUGCGAGCCGAGAAAGUAGAAAGUCCUCCUUCGCCUACCGUGGUGUGCUCUCAGGCACUCCAUCAGAGCCCUCCCAGCCUCGGGCUUUGCACUUUUACUUCCACCCCCCCGUCUUCUUUUGUGGCCGUUCCCUCUUCUCAGAGGCACACCAAAAGAGAAAAUAAGGCGAAAGAGUGAGCAAAAAAAAAAAAAAAAAACGAACGACGAAGACUUCAACUUUGAACAUGCCUCUGUAAAGUUUCAAAAUGUUUGGAAGGAGAGGAACAUCGAGGAGCAGCUUUACUGAAGGAGCGACUCAAGUGAGGCAACAGGUGGCUGUGGGAUGUGUUCAUGGAGGAGAGAAGAGAUAAAAAAAUAAAAAAAAAACUGUAAAGUUGAGUAGUGAGUUCAUUUGGAGCUUCAGGGUGUAUAAAAUGUAUGAAAUGCCAUAACUGAGAGUGGGGAGGCCACAGUGUUAGGAUGUAGAUCUAAGCCUCUUUUUUUCUAGUUUGGAGGGAGCUUUUCUUAUUCAAAACAGCCCCACAAAAGACUUCCAGUGAGCUCUGCCACAUCCCCAUCUGACUUGGGGCCAUUCAUCAGCCUUCCAAGCCUAUCAAUGACAUGUCCCCAUCAGGGCUCCUAUAAAAUCAGCCCCUUUCCCAUGAAACAUCAGCAAACAUUUUGACGGGUCUGGCUUUCCCCCCGCUGGAUUUCUGGAGUCUCCUGCUCCCUUCUUUACACCCCCCGCCCCAACCCCUCUCUCCCUCUCUCUCUCUCUCUGUCUCUCUCCCUCUCUCUCUCUCUCCCUCCUCCGCCAACACCGCCCUUCUCCGGGCGAACCCCAGAGCCUCAACAUCUCCCUUGACGGGCAGUGGUCAGGGAGCCUUAGGACGAGCCGAGAGGAGAUCAUCGGAGGAGGGGGACAGAGCGCGUGCACUGAGCCAUUUUACUCGGAGGAGCCGGCGUCGUUGAUGGGAAGAGGAUGCACUGCGGGCUGCUGGAGGAGCCGGACAUGGAUUCCACAGAGAGCUGGAUCGAAAGGUGCCUCAGUGAGAGUGAGAGCAAGCGAUACUCCAGCCACACGUCUCUGGGGAACAUGUCCAACGACGAGCAUGAGGAAAAGGAGAAUAACAGAGCGACUAAACCGCAUUCAACACCAGCUACUCUGGAAUGGUUAGAGGAAAACUACGAAAUAGCAGAAGGUGUGUGCAUCCCCAGAAGUGCGCUCUACAUGCACUACCUUGACUUCAGCGAGAAGCACGACACGCAACCUGUGAACGCAGCGAGCUUUGGAAAGAUUAUAAGGCAGCAGUUCCCAGCACUGACAACCAGACGACUGGGGACAAGAGGACAGUCCAAGUACCACUACUACGGGAUUGCGGUGAAGGAGACGUCGCCGUACUACGAUGUGAUGUACUCCAAAAAGGGGGCGGCGUGGGUGAACGAGACGGGGAAGAAAGAGGUCACGAAGCAGACAGUGGCGUAUUCACCGCGCUCCAAGCUGGGGACGCUCCUGCCAGAGUUUCCAAAUGUCAAAGACCUAAAUUUGCCUGCCAGCCUGCCAGAGGAGAGGGUGUCAACGUUCAUCAUGAUGUACAGAACGCACUGUCAGAGGAUACUGGACACGGUUAUCAGAGCCAAUUUUGACGAGGUCCAAAGUUUCCUGCUGCACUUCUGGCAGGGCAUGCCGCCCCACAUGCUCCCUGUCCUCGGCUCUCCCACUGUGGUCAACAUCGUCGGUGUUUGUGACUCCAUCCUCUACAAAGCCAUCUCCGGGGUGUUGAUGCCCACCGUCCUGCAAGCACUACCCGACAGCUUGACUCAGGUUAUUCGGAAAUUUGCCAAACAGCUUGAUGAGUGGCUUAAAAUAGCACUUCAUGACCUUCCUGAAAACCUGAGGAACAUCAAAUUUGAACUGUCAAGGAGAUUCUCCCAGAUUUUGAAGCGGCAAACGUCAUUAAACCAUCUCUGUCAGGCAUCUCGGACUGUGAUAAACAGUGCCGACAUCACCUUCCAAAUGCUGGAGGACUGGAGGAACGUGGACCUGAACAGCAUCACCAAGCAGACACUUUACACCAUGGAGGACUCGCAGGAGGAGCACAGGCAGCUUAUUAUGCACUUGUAUCAGGAAUUUGACCACCUGUUGGAAGAGCAGUCUCCAAUUGAGGCCUACAUCGAGUGGCUGGACUCCAUGGUGGACCGCUGCGUCGUCAAGGUGGCGGGGAAGAGGCCCGGCUUGCUAAAGAAGGUGGCCCAACAGUUCCUGCUGAUGUGGUCGUGUUUUGGUACCAGAGUCAUCCGGGAUAUGACCCUGCACAGCGCGCCCAGCUUUGGGUCCUUCCACCUGAUCCACCUCAUGUUUGAUGAUUACGUUCUCUACCUGCUGGAGUCGCUGCACUUCCAGGAGAGGGCCAACGACCUGAUGAGGGCCAUGAAGGGGGAGGGGAGCACAGCAGAGCAAGAGGAGGAAUUCACGCUGACAGAAACCAGCCCCACAUCCCCAUCUCCGGGGUCCUACUCUCCCGCCCGCUCCGUCCAAUCGGUGGACGUCUCGUCGGCCAGCUCCCCCACUGCCGCCCUGUCCCCAGAGUACACAGGGGUCACCGCUUCCACAGGCGCUGUUCAGUCAUAUACCUGGUCCCUUACAUACACAGUGACCACAGCGGGCGGCUCCGCUCCGGAGGCUGGGCAGCAGCUGUCCUGCAUGAGGAGCAGCGCCCCCGUCCCGCCGCCGUCCUCCGCCCACAGGAUGCCGGUGUACGCCCACAGGGAGGAGCACGGAUACAGCGGUAGCUACAACUAUGGCAGCUACACCAACCAGCACCCCCACUCCAUCCAGAGCCAGUACCCGAGCCUGGCCCAUGAGCCGGCCAUCCCCGCCCCGCUUCACUACUCCGCCUACCACCGCUCCUCUGCACAGUACCAGCUCAACAGCCAGAUGCCCCGCAUGGAGCCGUGCCUGAUGGGCAGCACUCCUCGGUUGCACCCUGCGCCCAUCGCCCCCCGCUGGCCAGAUGUGUCUCCUGCUAACAGCUGUUACUCCAGCCCGCCUAUGCAUUCCUCUCGCUAUGCCACCUCUGGGGACAUGUACUCUCCUCUCGGCCCUCGCAGAAACUCGGAGUACGAACACUCGCAGCAUUUUCCAGGCUUUGCCUACAUCAACGGAGAGGCCACUACAGGCUGGGCCAAAUAGGGUUUUCUGUCUCCUUCCCUGACGAACCGGCAGCUGCAGUCUCUGAACUCUCUCGAAGACAAAGAGGAAGGUGAAAGAAAUCGUGGCCGGACUGACAAGUUUGAAGAGGCGUUACAUCAGUCGCCCUGAUGAUUGUGGUGUCACCCGACCAGAUCUCCGAUUAAUCAUUUCCUCCACCAAACACUUGAUGGAGGAAAACAAAUCAUAUUGAUUGUCUGAACCUGCAGCAAAAUCAUAUAAAGAGUGCAAUGCUGCUGCCAAGCUGUGCCUUUGUUUUAAGGAAUGUACACCUCAGCCAGAGUUGCCCUUGCUGCUCUCAGUGCUGUGUUUGGAUACCGGUGCAGCUGCAGGUUUCCCUGCAGGCGUUGCUCAGCACUAUUGCAGCAUCUCGUCGCGAUGAGCUGCACCGCCUUAACCGUCUCCUGGGACUCCAGGUCUGUGACUCUGAGCUGACAACCAUCACGUGUUUCCAUCUCAGAUAGUUAACUUAAACACAACAAAUGUAUCCUGUCGCAAGCUUUUCUGCUGUUUUUCUGUGACAAUAUAUCUAUAAAGAUAGAUAUAUAUAUAAGUAUUUUCUGUAACUUUGUAACAUGGUGUAAUGCUAUAUUUUCUAUGUCGUCUCUGUUUUGUAUGGUUAGUAAAGGAUGCAUUAACUUAGGGUUGUGUGUUUUAUAAUGCACUCAAAGCUACGGAGGACCUAUUACCCUAUGGGUAUUUAUUAAAAAGGGAAAUAUCAAAGUGUACAGUAACAUAAAGUCACUUUUCUGUAAAUAAAAAGCACUGGAGAGCA
Messenger RNA from Gambusia affinis (western mosquitofish), 5907 nucleotides. RefSeq names its product regulatory factor X, 4 (gene rfx4). The transcript has 19 exons. NCBI's taxonomy places the organism in Eukaryota, Metazoa, Chordata, Actinopteri, Cyprinodontiformes, Poeciliidae. The record is from RefSeq and is a predicted model, not a curated record. Bases 2904 to 5114 code for a protein of 736 amino acids. Gene Ontology annotation, biological process: regulation of transcription by RNA polymerase II. Gene Ontology annotation, molecular function: DNA-binding transcription factor activity, RNA polymerase II-specific; RNA polymerase II cis-regulatory region sequence-specific DNA binding.